This is a messenger RNA of Indicator indicator, 1425 nucleotides long. Its product is annotated as splicing factor 3A subunit 2-like. The transcript has a single exon. NCBI's taxonomy places the organism in Eukaryota, Metazoa, Chordata, Aves, Piciformes, Indicatoridae. The record is from RefSeq and is a predicted model, not a curated record. The coding region runs from base 1 to 1425 and encodes 474 amino acids.
AUGCACCCCGGGCACAGGACUGACCUCGCAGCCCGGACUCCACACCCUGGGCACAGGAUCCCGCACCCUGGAUCCCGCAGCCCGGAUCCUGCAGCCCGGACUCCACAGCUCAGGCACAGGACCCCGCACCCUGCAGCCUGGAUCCCGCAGCCCGGACUCCACACCCCGGACACAGGAUCCCGCACCCUGCAGCCUGGAUCCCGCAGCCCAGACUCCACACCCUGGGCACGGGAUCCCGCACCCUGCAGCCUGGAUUUCGCAGCCCAGACUCCACACUCCGGGCAAAGGAUCCAGCACCCUGCAGUCUGGAUCCCGCAGCCCGGACUCCACAGCCCGGGCACAGGACUCCGCAUCCCGCACCCUGGAUCCCGCACCCUGGACUCCACACCCCGGGCACAGGAUCCCGCACCCUGGAUCCCGCAGCCCGGAUCCUGCAGCCCGGACUCCACAGCUCGGGCACAGGACCCCGCACCCUGCAGCCUGGAUCCCGCAGCCCGGACUCCACACCCUGGGCACAGGAUCCCACACCCUGCAGCCUGGAUCCCGCAGCCUGGACUCCACACCCCGGGCACAGGAUCCCGCACCCUGCAGCCUGGAUCCCGCAGCCCAGGCUCCACACCCUGGGCACAGGAUCCCGCACCCUGCAGCCGGGAUUUCGCAGCCCAGACUCCACAGCCCGGGCAAAGGAUCCUGCACCCUGCAGUCUGGGCCCAGCAGCCCGGACUCCACACUCCGGGCACAGGACUCCGCAUCCCGCACCCUGGAUCCCGCAGCCCGGACUCCACACCCCGGGCACAGGAUCCCACACCCUGCAGCCUGGACCCGGCAGCCCGGACUCCACAGCCCGGGCACAGGAUCCUGCAGCCUGGACCCGGCAGCCCGGACUCCACAGCCCGGGCACAGGACUCCGCAUCCCGCACCCUGGAUCCCGCAGCCCGGACUCCACACCCCGGGCACAGGAUCCCACACCCUGCAGCCUGGACCCGGCAGCCCGGACUCCACAGCCCGGGCACAGGAUCCUGCAGCCUGGACCCGGCAGCCCGGACGCCACAGCCCGGGCACAGGAUCCUGCACCCUGCAGCCUGGACCCGGCAGCCCGGACUCCACAGCCCGGGCACAGGACCCCGCACCCUGCAGCCUGGAUCCCGCAGCACGGACGCAGGACCUCGCAGCUCCCGGUUGCCUUUGCGCCGGCGCCCUCUGGCGGUAGCUGCGGGAGCGGUAGGGCCGGGGGUGUCCCUUCCCCGCUUGCCAGCCGGCCCCGCCCCCGAGGUCAGAAAAGCUCCGUCCGUGGAGCUGUACCCCGAAGGGCGGCUCUGGGACCCACCUGUCCCUGCUGGGAUCUGCGGAGGGGCUCACACAGGAUCACGGAAUGACCUGGGCUGGAAAAGCCCUUUCAGAUCAUCCAGUCCAACCGUUCUCUAA